Ogataea philodendri is the source of this 606-nucleotide messenger RNA. RefSeq lists its product as uncharacterized. The record is from RefSeq and is a predicted model, not a curated record. NCBI's taxonomy places the organism in Eukaryota, Fungi, Ascomycota, Pichiomycetes, Pichiales, Pichiaceae. Bases 1 to 606 code for a protein of 201 amino acids. The transcript has a single exon. Gene Ontology annotation, molecular function: phosphatase activity.
AUGCCUGAACCAUUCACUCCCCCCAUCAAAUUUGCCAAAGUCCAGAAUACAGUGUCUCGUGGAGCGUACCCACGCCCAAUAAACUACCGCUAUCUCGAAACUUUGAACCUAAAGACAAUGAUAGCUUUAACAGCACAAGAUAUCUCCAUGGAAAAUGAUCCCUCUCUAUACUCCUUCUGCACCAAGAAUAACAUCAAUCUCGUUCAUAUAGAAACAGAUAGCUCCUCCAAAGAUAAGGGAAAGAAAAGAGGAAUACCCAUCGAACCGGAACAGGUUCUGCGCAUUCUGGAACUGAUCCUCGACAAAAAAUCAUCCCCCGUGUACAUCUUCUGCAAUAACGGAGGACAAAUCACCUCUUUGGCAAUCGCAUGUCUACGAAAGAUACAAUUGUGGAAUCUCGUGUCUAUCUAUGAUGAAUUUGUUAAUUACAGCACAACAAUUAAUCAGAACGACCGUGCGUUCAUAGAAAGCUUUAAAGCUAGAAUUCAAGUUCCUCCAUCAAAUCAACGUGUCGACUGGAUCUGGAAAGGAAUGAGCUCGAGCAUCGUCCAAAGCCAUCCAAAUAUGCAAUUUGUGUCUUUCGAAGAAGAUAAUAAAUUAGUCUAG